UUGGAAAAAGCAGUUGAUAGUUUAGCCGACUUAUCUGAUUUAUCAGAGUAUGAUUCUGAAGAUUACCCGUUCUAUGCUGAUAGUAUACAUACUCUUUCUGAUAGUUAUUUAAAUCAACCAGAUGAUUGCAUAAUAGAGCAACGUCUUGAAAAAUUAUUUAGUAUUGAAGAUAAUCUUAAUGUCGAUACACUGGGAAAUGAAGCCGAAGAAGUAGAUGAACCCACUACACAGGCAUCAAAAUCAUUACUUUCAAUUUUAUCUAAACCACCAUCAAAAGAGAUAGUUGGCACAGCUAUGGCAAUCAAUUUAGUUUCUGAGCAAAAUAUUAGUAAUAACCAAAUACAAGUACAAGAAUCAUGCACUCAGGAAAAAGGCAGUGACUUAUUUGCCAUGGAAAGUUUAGUGGAAGACCAACGAGAGUAUCAAGAGUCUAUAUAUAUAUUUCACUUCAUGAGCAAGAUGAUAGAGAAAACAUGA
Molecule: messenger RNA, 477 nt
Organism: Parnassius apollo (apollo)
Lineage: Eukaryota; Metazoa; Arthropoda; Insecta; Lepidoptera; Papilionidae
Source: the annotation of a GenBank genome assembly